AUGACAGCUUCAUUGAUUCAACAAAUACUUGAAAUUCGAGAUGCAUCGGUUCCUAAGAACAGCCUACUUGGAGAUUCUAUGCCUGAUGCAUCUAUUCUAGAUGUAAGCAAUAUUCCACGUCAAUGCGGACUAUUAUCAAACGAUGAAAUUAAUAUUACUGAAAAUUAUACAGCUACUCAACUUGUAACUCUAUUAGCUCAAGGUCAAUUGACAGCUGAACAGAUCAUUAGAGCUUAUAUAAAACGAAGUGGUAUUGCGCAUCAAUUGACGAAUUGCGUUAUUGAGUUUCUUGAUGAAGAAGCGAUCAAUCGAGCUAUAUAUCUGGAUCGAGAAUUUAAAAGACGAGGAGGACCCAUAGGUCCGCUUCAUGGUUUACCUAUCUCUGUUAAACAUAUGGUGACUAUGCGUAAUCGACGAACUAAUGCAGGAUGGAUGAAAUGGAUUGAUAGAAUUGGUGAAGAUGAUGCUCUCAUUUUGAAGAUUCUCUAUGAAGCAGGUGCCAUCUUCUAUGUUCGUACUACUGAGCCACAAAGUUUGAUGCAAUUGGAAUGUAACAGUCCAAUAUAUGGUAUUACUGUCAAUCCAUUCAAUCGAAACCUUACUAGCGGUGGAAGUACAGGUGGUGAGGGUGCUUUACUUGGUCUGAAAGGUAGUGCGAUGGGAAUAGGAACUGAUAUAGGCGGAAGUAUACGUUCUCCAGCUGCUAAUAAUGGGCUAUAUGGAUUGAAACCAACCACUUUUCGAUUGCCAAGGCAAGGCUUAAAAGGAACACAAGCAGGACGAGAAAGUAUUGUCGGUGUAAUCGGUCCGCUUGUUCGAGCAAGAGAAGAUAUUCAUUUAUUCAUGAAAACAAUACUUGAUACUGAGCCAUGGUUGAGAGAUCCAUCGCUUGUACCAAUUCCUUGGCGAUCAAUUGCAUUGCAUGCAACAGAUUUUACAGUCGCAGUCAUGUGGGAUGACAACGUCGUACAUCCUCAUCCACCAAUUAUUCGAGCCCUUAACGAAACUGUAGAGCAUUUGAAAAAUUUUGGUAUUAGAAUUGUUGACUGGGAACCAAUGGAUCAUCAGAAAAGUUGGGACUUAACUAGUGCAUUGUAUUACUGCAAUGGAGCUGAAGAAGAACGAAAUAUGAUGGCAGAAGUAAAUGAGCGACCUCUACCAUUAACAGAAUGGAUUCUUAGUCAACCACAAGUGAUGAAAAGAAACUGGGCAGAAAUGAAUGAGCUCAUCACAGAAAGGGAAAACUAUCGUAAUCACUAUGCACGUAUAUGGAAUGAGCGAGAAAUUUCUUUGAAUUGCUCUAUCGAUUGUCUUCUAACACCGGUCGGUCCAUCGGCAGCACCACAACAUGGUACAGCCAAAUGGUGGGGCUAUACAUCCAUAUGGAAUCUUCUUGACUAUCCAGCUGCUGUUUUUCCUGUUACAACUGUGGAUCUUAUGAAAGAUAAAGUAGCCAUUGAUUAUAAACCUCGAAAUGCACUUGAUGAAGAGAAUUUUAAAUUGUACACAUCAGCAGAUUCAUACUCUAAUGCUCCUAUUGGAUUGCAAGUUGUUUGCCGACGAUACAACGAUGAAAAACUGAUGAAAUGUCUUGAAAUCAUUGAACGAGCAAUGGGAAGACCAUAA
Messenger RNA from Rotaria socialis, 1626 nucleotides. Lineage: Eukaryota; Metazoa; Rotifera; Eurotatoria; Philodinida; Philodinidae. The record is from the annotation of a GenBank genome assembly.